Molecule: messenger RNA, 1095 nt
Organism: Lasiosphaeria miniovina
Lineage: Eukaryota; Fungi; Ascomycota; Sordariomycetes; Sordariales; Lasiosphaeriaceae
Product: nucleotide-sugar transporter-domain-containing protein
Exons: 5
Coding region: 1-1095 (364 amino acids)
Biological process (GO): pyrimidine nucleotide-sugar transmembrane transport
Cellular component (GO): Golgi membrane
Molecular function (GO): UDP-galactose transmembrane transporter activity
Source: RefSeq, a predicted model, not a curated record
AUGCUUGGUUUCGCCAAAGGCCAUGGCGACCCGCGUCGGUCUGCUGCGGGGAGCUUGGCUCAAGCUCCCCAGCAGUACUGGCAGCUGUCGGUCCAGCGUACAUCCCUGAUACUACUGGUGCUCCAAAACUCUGCGCUUGUAAUGCACCAUUCGCGCAACAGUCCGACAAACCACCAACCCCGAUACCUGGCCUCGACGGCUGUUUUACUCGUCGAGAUCAUCAAGCUGGCCUCCAUCUUCGCGCCGGACUGCUGGAAGCUCGUUGUGCCUGCCGCCCUCUACACAUUGCAGAACUCGCUUGUCUACGUCGCAAUCAGCAACCUGGAUGCCGUCACCUUCCAGGUCACAUACCAGCUCAAGAUCCUCACCACCGUGUUGUUCAGCAUCUUGCUGCUGGGGAGAUCCAUCUCCCUGCGGCAGUGGCUCGCCCUCGUCCUGCUCACGCUCGGCGUCGCAUUGGUGCAGAUUUCCGGCCAGAUUUCUUCCGAAGACUGGCGGGAACGGCUUUCGUCGCUUAUCCGGGGCGGCGCCACACUCAACGCGCCCACGUCGAGUGCCUUUAGGGGAUUUACGGCCGUCGUCGCUGCCUCCGUCACGUCGGGACUGACCUGCGUGUACUUUGAGAAGCUUGUCAAGGAUUCGCUUGCGUCGGUGUCCCUCUGGACGCGCAACGUGCAGUUGUCCUUUUUUAGCUUGUUUCCCGCGCUAUUCAUUGGCGUGCUCUGGCAGGACGGCGCCGCAAUCGCGCGGGACGGCUUCUUUGCCGGCUACGGCCCGAUAGUGUGGGUUACCAUUGCCUUGCAGGCGUUCGGCGGGCUCGUUGUGGCCGUGUGUAUCGCCUAUGCGGACAACGUGGCUAAGAACUUUGCCGCGAGCCUCAGCAUCGUCGUCAGCUACGUGGCUACGGCGUUGCUGUUCCGAACGCCCAUGACUGGACCUUCCACGGGAGGCGCGGCCAUCGUGCUGGCCGCUAUGUACCUGUAUAACAGCCGCCUGCCGCCGAGAAUGGUGCUCCUGCCCACAACCAAGGAGAGGCACAUACCAGAAAAGGCAACUAAGCCGUUGCUGUAUCAGCUCAUGUCCCCCACUAGAUAG